This is a messenger RNA of Etheostoma spectabile (orangethroat darter), 1678 nucleotides long. Its product is annotated as keratin, type II cytoskeletal 8. The transcript has 9 exons. Gene Ontology annotation, cellular component: keratin filament. NCBI's taxonomy places the organism in Eukaryota, Metazoa, Chordata, Actinopteri, Perciformes, Percidae. The record is from RefSeq and is a predicted model, not a curated record. Gene Ontology annotation, biological process: keratinization; intermediate filament organization. Bases 1 to 1413 code for a protein of 470 amino acids. Gene Ontology annotation, molecular function: structural constituent of skin epidermis.
AUGAGGAAGGCAUACUCAGUCAGCUCUAGUAGCAGCACCCGGAAGUCCUUUGCACCAGUUAGCAGCUACUCCGUAAAAAGAUCCAGUUAUGGUGCUGGAGCGGGAGCUGGUGGUCUUGGUUUUAGUAUGUCUUCAAUGGGUGGUGGAUUUGGUGGUGGUUCUGGUAGUUAUGGCUUUACUUGUAGCCAAACAGGAGGUGGCUUCAUCGCUCCACAGAUCACAGCUGUCCAAGUCAACCAGAGCCUGCUGACCCCCCUGAACCUGGAAAUCGACCCCACCAUCCAGGUUGUCCGCACUCAGGAGAAGGAUCAGAUCAAGACCCUCAACAACCGCUUCGCCUCCUUCAUCGACAAGGUCCGUUUCCUGGAGCAGCAGAACAAGAUGCUGGAGACCAAAUGGAGCCUCCUGCAAGACCAGACCACCACCCGCUCCAACAUUGAUGCCAUGUUUGAGGCUUACAUUGCCAACCUGCGCAGACAGCUCGAUGGGCUGGGCAAUGAGAAGGGCAAGCUGGAGGGAGAGCUGAGGAACAUGCAGGGCCUGGUUGAGGACUUCAAGAAGAAGUAUGAAGAUGAAAUCAACAAACGUGCUGCUGCAGAGAACGAGUUUGUGCUCCUGAAGAAGGACGUUGAUGCUGCCUACAUGAACAAGGUGGAGCUGGAGGCCAAGGCUGAUGCUCUUCAGGAUGAGAUCAACUUCCUCAGGGCCGUCUAUGAGACGGAGCUUCUUGAGCUGCAGAGCCAGAUCAAGGACACCUCCGUCGUCGUGGAGAUGGACAACAGCCGUAACCUGGACAUGGAUUCUAUUGUGGCUGAAGUCCGUGCUCAGUAUGAAGACAUUGCCAACCGCAGCAAGGCUGAAGCAGAGACCUGGUACAAACAGAAGUAUGAGGAGAUGCAGAGCACUGCCGGACAGUAUGGUGACGACCUGCGCACAACCAAGGCUGAGAUUUCUGAGCUGAAUCGCAUGAUCUCCCGUCUUCAGAAUGAGAUUGAGGCCGUCAAGGGACAGAGGGCCAGCCUGGAGGCUCAGAUUGCAGAGGCUGAGGAGCGUGGUGAGCUGGCAGUGAAGGACGCCAGGCUCCGCAUUAAGGACCUGGAGGAUGCUCUGCAGAGAGCCAAGCAGGACAUGACCCGCCAGGUGCGCGAAUACCAGGAACUGAUGAAUGUCAAGCUGGCCCUGGACAUCGAAAUCGCCACCUACAGGAAACUGCUAGAAGGAGAGGAGUCCAGACUGUCCAGCGGAGGCGCAAGUGCAACCAUCCACGUGCAGCAGUCCUCUGGAGGUGGUGGAUACUCCAGCUCCAGCUCCAGCGGUGGAUUUGGCUAUGGUGGCAGCAGCUUGUCUGGUGGUUAUGGCGGUACUGUUACCAAGUCCACAGUCUUAUCAACCAGUUCCAGGAGAGUGUAUUAAAAAGGAGAGCCAGUCAUCUUCCCCUUCAGAAACUCUUGAAUUUUAUCAAAAUCUGCACCCAUUCAUGAUGCUUUGCAAUACUAUUAAGCAGGUUCCAUAAGAAUAAAUAUAUUGUUACACUGACUGCUACCACUGAUCCCAGGCAGCUUUUCAUACUCUUCUUAAGAGUAAGACUUUCUGUUUAAAAUCACUUAUCAAGAGUUUCUGAAGGUAAACAUGGCCUUGAACACACAAGAGACAACAUAAAGUGUUAAAUCUCAGCAAA